CAGCUGCAUGCAUGCGUAUCCAUAGGUUAUACUCCAAACCUCGCACACCAAAAGUCAAUUUCAUUUUGUUUAUAUGUCAGGUUAUGGCAACAUAUAUGUAGCUAACAGAGUUUGAGAUUAUUCAAAUCAUAUAUUAAUCGAUGUAUUGGGAUAGAUGCCUACUCUCGCUCUUCAUUUAAGCAAGCAUCUAUUCUCUCACCCCGAAACUUGCUAUUUAGAACCCUUGCAGCGAGGCUUGCGAUGUGGUUUGCUUGCAUGUCUCCACCAAUUCAAAGAUGAGGCCGACUAGAAAUCGCGAGGAACAUGGCAGCGAAAGUCUGGUGAACAGCCAAAGUGCACUCAAGAGUCUGGCGUCUGUGGAACAACUGUGGGACGAAUGGGAGAUCCACUGCCUGGUCCUCCUAAGCUUGGCCUUGCAAGUCUUCCUCUUCCUCGCAGCGGGCAUCCGGAGCGCGCAGCGCGUCGCGCGUACUCCACUCGCUCCUGUGGCUUGCCUACGUGUCGGCCGACCUUGUGGCCGUCUUCGUGCUCGGCCAUCUAGCGGUGUCCGGCUGCACGAGCAGGCCGCGGCACGAGCUGAUGCCGUUCUGGGCUCCGUUCGUGCUGGUCCACCUGGGCGGGCAGAGCAGCAUCACGGCCUUCUCCAUGCAGGACAACGAGCUGUGGGGGCGCCACCUGCUGGGCCUCGUCACCCAGGUGGCGCUGGCCGGCUACGUCGUCUCCAAGUCGUCCUUGUCGGACGGGCGGCUGCUUGCAGCCAUGGUGCUCAUGUUCCUCAGCGGCUGCGUCAAGUACGCCGAGCGCACCCUCUGCCUCUACCUUGCGAGCCCGGCGAAGCGCAGGGACCACUCCCUCGGCAGCAUGUCGUUCGUGCUACAGCAGCACCGUAGCAGCAGAGUUGAGCGGCGUAGUAGUAGUAGAAACCCAGGCGCAGCAGGCGUCGAUCGCCGCGGCUAUAGCUCGGACUUAACAGAACUUGCAGGGGAGCGGCUGAGAAGAAGGUUCGAUCGCAUGCUCAAUGCCCACUCUGGGUCCGGUCCGGAGGAAAAGGGCAGCCUGCUGGACAUCGGCUCCGAUGUCCACCCCGUCAUGUCCGUGGACGCUCCACUCAACGACCUGUCAACUGUGGUAUGCGCGGAGUCGGACAUCAUCCCACAGUUGCACGAGCAGUACAGGCGCAGGGAAGGCCGCAGCUCCAAGGCCUACGGCUACGUCGCCGAACGCUUGGUACCCUUCUACCAAGACCUCUACACCAAAAAGCCUCUCAGCCACCUCCGCCAGCGGUUUCUGCUCGACUACGCAUGCUCGUGCAGUCCUGACGCUGAAGACCAUGGGUGUAUGCUCAACAAUGUCCGGUGUCUUGUCACCCUGACACUAGUAGCGCUCCUCGUACCCGUCCUGUAUUUCUCAACCUUGCCCACUCCGAUCGCUCUGGCGCUCUUCGUGGCCACCGACAAGGGCGGCGGGCUGCGAGCCUACAGCAGAGCUGAUGUCGUGGUGUCCUACAUCCUGCUGGCAGGAGCCGUCGCCCUGGAUGUGUCGUCUGCCUUCAUCUCGUUUUCUGACUGUAUGAGAGAAACCACGGAUGGUGAUGUAAAUUUGCAUUUGGCUAGCAGGGCCGAGUGGUCCGAGAAGCUAGCUCAGUAUAACAUGUUCGGGCAACAUGCUGCCGCGGAAGACGAUGCUUCUGCUGCUCAAGGAACGGCGGGGUCCGUGCUACGAAGAUGGAUAGAGAAGCCCCUCAAAGCCUGUGGUGUCCAGGCACUCGAUGUGACGCGCAUCGCCCUCCCCGGGGAUCUCAAGGAGUUGGUUCUAGACAAGCUGUUAGACUUGGGAGCAGGCGGGCAGCAAGAUUGGAACUUUGCCAGCACCGGUGGUCUGCUGGCCCUCCAGAAGUGGGCGGGCAACCAUAGAGACUCGGCCUCUGCUCGUCCAGGGACGGCGGCGCUACACCGGAGCAUCGACGCCGCCAUGGAUUUCCAGACGAGCGUGCUCAUCUGGCACAUGGCAACAGAUAUCUGCUACUAUGAAGGAUGCACCCAGUCCAGCAGCAGUCCUGAUAUGAAGGGGAAGAAGAGGAUGUGCAGAGAGGUGUCGAAUUAUAUCAUGUACCUCGUCUUCAAGUGCGGGGUGAUGCUCAAGACCAAUUCACAGCUCUUACAUCGCAAAGCUCACGGCGAACUGGAGGAAGCAAAAAAGGUCCGUAACCUAUCAGGUGUGGCCCAUGAGGGGAACCCUGCCCGGAUGGUAUUCCAGGUCUGGAAACAGACAGGCAGUGGAAUGGACCCGUUGCUCGCCUUUAAUCAUCUUAUGGAUGGACUUGGGGGAAGAGUGGUAAUGGAGAACGAGGAACUCCUCAAAGCAGGGAAAAAUGUCCAUGGCGGUGGACCAGCCGAAGCGGUGGCUCUUCCCCAGGGCAGCAGCGGCCAACAACCGACAGCUCAUAUGCAACUUCUGCAAAGCACAUACGAGGAUCUGGAUUCUGCAGUGACCAAUCGCGCGUGUGAGGUAGCCCAAGAGCUCAUCGCUAUCCAGGAAGAUGAAUGCUGGGAGCUCAUCACCGCUGUGUGGCUGGAGAUGCUUUUCUUCGUCGCGCCUCGCUGCGGUGGUGCUUUCCACAGCCAGCAUCUCAGCACUGGCGGUGAAUUCAUCACCCAUGUCCUGCUGCUAAUGUAUGUUGGGAUCUUUGCUUUGUAGAUGCCCAAACAGGGAGCAUGAACAAUAAGAAAGGUGGCAAUGAAAGUAAAUACCGAGCU
Messenger RNA from Panicum virgatum (switchgrass), 2756 nucleotides. RefSeq lists its product as uncharacterized. Bases 580 to 2697 code for a protein of 705 amino acids. Lineage: Eukaryota; Viridiplantae; Streptophyta; Magnoliopsida; Poales; Poaceae. The record is from RefSeq and is a predicted model, not a curated record. The transcript has 2 exons.